This is a messenger RNA of Branchiostoma belcheri (Belcher's lancelet), 929 nucleotides long. RefSeq names its product short-chain collagen C4-like. The transcript has 4 exons. The coding region runs from base 66 to 929 and encodes 287 amino acids. Lineage: Eukaryota; Metazoa; Chordata; Leptocardii; Amphioxiformes; Branchiostomatidae. The record is from RefSeq and is a predicted model, not a curated record.
ACUAGCUGCGCGCAGCUAUAUUUUUGCUCUAAACUUGCUGUACGAAUCUUCAACCCACGGGAGUCAUGGCCGCACUUUCUGUGCUGUUUCUGUUCCUCUGCGUGUCUCUCGGCACGGCUGUGGACACAGAGGGCGAGGAAGACUCGUGCCCAAAGCAGAUGUCGAACAGUAACGUGAACAAUAUCACCGUGGUGGCCCCGACUGGACCGGCGGGAGCUAAGGGGGACACGGGCCCGUCCGGACCGAGAGGCGUACGCGGGGAGAAGGGGGAGACGGGACUGCCCGGGAAGCUGGGACCAGAGGGACAGGAGGGGGCGAAGGGGGAGAAAGGAGCACCGGGACAGAAGGGGGAACAAGGCGCUGAGGGGUUCGGUGGAGGAGCUGUGUACAUCCGAUGGGGCCGGACGUCGUGUGACGAGGGUGUGGGCACGGAGACGGUGUACUCCGGACGUGCCGGCGGGCCGAUGUACAACGAAGCGGGCGGAGGGAGCAACUAUCAGUGUCUGCCGACCGAACCCGAGUGGGGACGGUACGAGGAUGGAGUGCAGGGCUGGAAGUCGUACAUGUACGGUGCUGAGUACGACCUGAACACGAACGCUCCGUACGACGCGGCCAGCCUGCAGCACCGGGAGGUCCCUUGCGCCGCCUGCUACAGCCUCUCCCGCCGCGCGCAUCUCAUGAUCCCCGCUCGGCAGUCCUGCCCAGAGGGGUGGACUCAGGAGUACCGAGGGUACCUGAUGGCGGGUUAUCACGGGCACAGCAGCCGGACGGAGUUCGUGUGCAUGGACGCGGAGGCCGAGGCGCUGCCGGGCGGGGAGGGAGACGAAAACGGCGCGCUGUUCUACCCCGUGGAGGCCCGCUGCGGCUCGCUGCCGUGCCCUCCCUACGUGGAGGGCAGGGAACUCACCUGCGUCGUCUGCACCAAAUAG